This is a messenger RNA of Pseudoliparis swirei, 1548 nucleotides long. It is a transcript of the gene c1qbp, whose product is annotated as complement component 1, q subcomponent binding protein. Gene Ontology annotation, biological process: cytosolic ribosome assembly. Lineage: Eukaryota; Metazoa; Chordata; Actinopteri; Perciformes; Liparidae. The record is from RefSeq and is a predicted model, not a curated record. The transcript is spliced from 6 exons. Gene Ontology annotation, cellular component: mitochondrial matrix. Bases 104 to 979 code for a protein of 291 amino acids.
GUGAGCUUGCAGCAGCAGUAACAGGGAGCUAGCCGGCUGUUGUGUGCUGUCUAAACGUAUUUACUCCGUCUUACACACCUUUACGUGUUGUUACGUUACAGUCAUGCUGAAGUCCGUUGUCCGUGUGGUGGGAGCCGCUGUUCGCAUUUGCUCAGCCACGACGUCCACAGCCCGAGCGCUGCCACUCAGCUGCCCCACACUGUGCGCUCCUAGCUCGGCGACAACUCGGCCCUUCACCCGGUCUCUCUGGAUGCUGAACAGCAAAGGAGCCUCGUCGGACUACCGGCCCAAGCUGUUCAGCGCUAAAGCAUUGAACCCCUUGGUGUCGUGUGGAUGUGGAGGGCUGCACACAGAAGGUGACAAAGCAUUUGGCGCUUUCCUGUCUGAUGAAAUCAAAGAGGAGGCAACGAUCCAGAAAAGCAAGACCCUCCCUAAGAUGUCUGGAGGAUGGGAGCUGGAGAUGAACGGCACGGAGGCCAAACUCUCGAGGAAUGUUGCUGGAGAAAAAAUCACUGUCACAUUCAAUGUCAACAACAGUAUCCCUCCGAACUUUGAGGAGGAGGCAGCAGAUCAAGGACGGCAGAAGUCGGCAGCACCAGAAGAAGAGGAAGAUAUUGUGUCGACGCCCAACUUUGUUGUCGAAGUAACAAAACAGGCUGCAAAACAUUCCCUCGUGUUUGACUGCCAUUUCCCUGAAGACGAGAUGAGUCACGGUGAAGGAGAGGAGGAGAGCGACAUCUUCGCCAUUCGCGAGGUUAGCUUCCAGCCCGAAGGCGACACCGACUGGAAGGAGACCAGCUACACGCUCAGCACGGACUCUCUGGACUGGGCCCUGUACGACCACCUGAUGGACUUCCUGGCCGACCGGGGGAUCGACAACACCUUCGCCGACGAGCUGAUGGAGCUGAGCACUGCCGCCGAGCACCAAGAGUACAUCAAGUUCCUGGAAGACCUCCAAGGCUUUGUCAAAUGUAACUAAUGCUAGUUAGAUGCUGAAAUUCACUUUCUUCCAUACACAUCCCGGCGAAGUCAGAGGUAUGCAACUCCAGUCAUGUUGCGAGAGACUGAUGACCACUUGCUUUUGUGUCUGUGGCGUGUUGCAGCAGUUGUCACAUUUGGCUGCGAGUGUGUUCUCCUUAUUUAACUGUGAUGUUAUUUUUCUGUAAGUUAAAUGAAAGUUUUAAAUUAAAAUAUACAAAGGUCAUGACUGUACAGAAACCAUCUUUGUUCAUAGCAGGGGCCCUUUGACGUGCUCCAGUCUGUAUUUGGGGAAUAUCCGAACGCCAAUAAAGGGAUAUUUCUCUCGUAUAGUGUGAACUCUAAAACUAAACUCCAUGAAAAUGUUUACAUAAUCAGUGUGUUAACAUGUGAGACCAUCUGGUUCCACAGCUUGAGUCUUCUUGCCUCUCGCUGGCUUUUAAGGGAAUUCACUUUGACUGAUUGUUGAUUUGAUUCACCAUAAAAUGUGAAGUCUAAUUAUGAAUGGCAUGCAUUAGGAUGUCUUCUGAGGAUGUGAGAACGGUGUCCAAUAAAACAGUUUGAUAAUAA